Xenia sp. Carnegie-2017 is the source of this 1458-nucleotide messenger RNA. RefSeq lists its product as uncharacterized. Lineage: Eukaryota; Metazoa; Cnidaria; Anthozoa; Malacalcyonacea; Xeniidae. The transcript has 3 exons. The record is from RefSeq and is a predicted model, not a curated record. Bases 346 to 1122 code for a protein of 258 amino acids.
CACAACAGUCUGCGUGCCCAUACUCGCGACCUACUUUGCAAGUAAUUGUUGUUUUUUUCUGUUAAGGCUUUUGUAACAGAAAACUUAUUCAAAUUAACAAGAAACAGUGAUAAAUACGCAGCUGUUCAGUUUGCGUCUUAUAGUCAAUAUCAACGUCUCAUCCUAAGUGCUGUUAACAUGAAACAUAAACAAAGGCAACCAAGGUUUCUAAUAUGGGAAAAUGAAAUAUUUCUAUUGCACGAAAUAUUCAGUGUACAAAACACGCCUAUUGUUGUCUUGGCUUACACUUGGUAUGUCGCGAAAGCCUAAAUACGAAGGCGUGUUUUAUGUUCUAUUGAAACUGAUAUGAAAAACGGAGCUUACUCAAACUCGACUUUUAAGUCCUCGGAUACAAAAGAAAGCCAUGGAGAUGGAAAGCUAAAUACGGUUAACACUUUUGCUUCAGAAAUAGCCGCUUGUGCCUUGUCUGAAGAUAAGAAGAAAGGCACAUUUCAUAAGAAAGUGUCAGCAAAAUCUGAAAAAAUACCUGAUGUUCUGGAGGUUUGCUCUUUCAAGAAUUUCGCUAAAGAAGACUCGAAUAUAACAAAAAACUCUCAACUAUUUAUAAAUUACCAUGAAAAAUCAAGAGUCUCUUUUCCAGUAAUUAAGAACGUUUUUACAUUAUCUUCAUUACCCGAGGAAAUUUUAAAAACUCAGCUAGACUUUCCUAUCACAUCUCCACGCUCUCCUUCUUUGAUAUAUAAAGAAAAUGCAAGACACCAGAUGGUUUUACAUCCGUCAAUAACGUAUUAUUCGUGUAUGCAAGGAAAAUCUUCUGAGAUAUCGGAAAGAAAGAAGAAAGAACAUUGUGAAGAUGGAAAUGUGAUUUCCUUUUUGACAAACUCCAUUGAAAUGGGGCCACCUCACAUCAAAUCUUCUUAUCAAAAUUCAGGGAAUGAAGUGAAUUUUCUAAAUUAUCUUCGUGAAGACAACUUUCAAAUACACAACGCUGACUAUGUAUUUAGCGAAGAAAAACAAUCGAGCGAUGUUGCUUUAACAGCUCACGAGCACAAAGUCUUUCAAUUAAAGAGGAAGUUGCAAGAACAGGAAUUGGCUUUGAAAAGGUUACGUACGCAGUUUUAAAAAAGACCAACGACAGUGAUCCUUUAUUCAAAGCAUUAUAUUAAUUUGAAAAAUAUAAAAAAUCUGUUUUCAUUUGUAUGGUUACAGACAAAAAGAGAAAAGAGAAAUCAGAGAAACACUUUAAAAUUUUUGAUUUUAUUAUUGUUUACAUAAGGUUAGUAGUCAUAAGGUUUGCAUUAAAAAUCAACUUGUGGCAAAAAUUUUUACUCCAAAUUUAGUUGUCUGAUCUACUAUCUUAAAUGUAAUUAUCAAUCCUACAUAAAUCUUAUCCUUGUUAGGAUCUUUUUCAUGAUAAGGAUUUAACAUAUAUUUAUACUUUAAGGGUUGACUAUUAAA